Drosophila elegans is the source of this 1933-nucleotide messenger RNA. RefSeq names its product H/ACA ribonucleoprotein complex non-core subunit NAF1. The transcript has 2 exons. The record is from RefSeq and is a predicted model, not a curated record. Gene Ontology annotation, biological process: box H/ACA snoRNP assembly; pseudouridine synthesis; ribosome biogenesis. Gene Ontology annotation, cellular component: sno(s)RNA-containing ribonucleoprotein complex. Bases 101 to 1870 code for a protein of 589 amino acids. Lineage: Eukaryota; Metazoa; Arthropoda; Insecta; Diptera; Drosophilidae. Gene Ontology annotation, molecular function: RNA binding.
ACAACACGUGCGCGUAUUCAACGUGUGUUUUCCUAGUUCAGUUUUGUUUUUCAUUGAUUUCGGUUGUUUUUAACUGAAUCUCUUGCCAGAUUAAAGUAAAAUGGAAAGUGAGCAGCCAACGGCUGUGAAAGCCUCGGCUUCCAUUGAAGACCCUCAAAGUAACGAAACACCAACUGAAACGGGGAAACAUAAUGUUCCUGUAGCAGACGUAUCACCAGAUAAGGUGCAAACAAAGCCCACAGAACCUACAAAUGCAGUUGUAGAAAUGGAGCAACAAGUGAAGCAUAAUGAGUCAACACCAGUGAACGCCCUGAUUUCUGAUCAGGAAAAGGUUUCGGGGUCAGUUGAAAGUGCUACAAAGGAGCAGCAGGUGGCAGCUAUGGAAUGCGAAGUAUCACAAGCUGUCGAGGACAAAGGAAAUCCCGCAGGGGAGCAGGAAUCCCCUCAAGAAAUGGACUGCCAAUUGUCACCAGUGGCGGAAACCGAUUCACAGAAAGAUCCUUUAGUCGCUCCACAAAAUCUAGCACAUACAACCGCAAACAAGACGCCACUUCCUCAAGUGCAACCCGCUCCAGAGGCUAACCCAGCUCCUCAAACAAGUGGUCUUGGUUUAUUGGCUGCCUACGGGUCCGAUGCUGAUGAUACGGAUGUGGAGAUAGUUACCCCGACGCAGGACAGCGACAAUGAAGUUGUGGAAGUUCCGGUGACGGACACCGCUUCCUCCACCGCCUACCGUCCAGUGGUGGCUGUGAGUUCGGGCGGCGAGAGCUCGGAAAGCAGUAGUAGCAGUGACUCCGAUUCCGACUCGGAAGGAGAAUACCUAACUGUACUUCGCAAGAAAAUAGAAAAGCGCAUCAACACAGUCGCGUGCGAUGAGGAUGACGAGGAUUUGGAUGAAGACGGAGCCACGGGAGAUCCGUCCCGUCGACGCCAGCCGCCAAAAGUGCGUGGAGAGAUGCUUCUCGAAGAUCUGCCACCCAUUCAUCAACUGGAGAUCACUGUUCCCGAGGAUGAAUGCGUUGAACUGGGCAAAGUUCAGUCCAUAGUAGACCAGCUCGUUUUGGUUUCCGUUCUGCCCAAUUCCAUGCUCUUCGAUCUGGACACGGUUUUGUUCUUGGAAAAGGGUCGCAAGGUCCUGGGCGAGGUGUUCGAUGUGCUGGGUCAGGUGUCGGACCCAAUAUACUGCGUCCGAUUCAACUCUAACCAACAGAUCCUGGACAGAGGCAUUACAAUUGGCGACGUGGUGUACUGUGCUCCAAAAACUGAGCACACCCAAUUUGUGAUUCUCUCCAAGUUGAUGCAAGUUCGCGGAUCGGAUGCUUCGUGGGAGCACGAUGUGGAACCACCUGCGCGCCACGUAGAUCACUCCGAUGAUGAAGAAGAAAGGGAGGCCAGAAGUGCGCGACGAAAGCGCAACCAAAGGGAUCGUGCCAACUCCACCGACUCUGUGGAUUCACUUACCUCGGUGGCAACAACGGCUACCACGGCCACAGAGGCGUCUUCAGUGGCUCCUCCCCGACAGCGCGGACGUCGCGGGCAGCGGGAGAGCUUCAGACAGAGCCAGAGAUUCUCCAAUUCGCACAACUCGCAGGACAAUCAAAGCCAGCCCCGAGAUCAGCAGUACAACUACCAUCCCAGCUAUAAUCCGGGAAGCUGGCACUCCAACUACUACCAGAACUACCAUCAGGCAGCGGGUAACUUCAACAUGCCGCCACAGCAGCCGGGAAUGCCCUUCCCAGUGCCCAAUUUCGGCUAUGGGAUGCCCUACGCCAUGCCGCCAAUGUAUCCCCACAUGUACCCGCCUCCGCCGCCCUUCGCUGCUCCUCCGCCAAACAAUCAGCCACAUCAGGGACAACCGCCACCAAGCUAGACAUAAGCCAGAAAUUUCUGUGAAUUAUUUUUAUUAUUCCAAUAAAAAAUCUUAAUCAAUUUA